Messenger RNA from Saccostrea cuccullata (small rock oyster), 2707 nucleotides. RefSeq lists its product as uncharacterized. Bases 379 to 2574 code for a protein of 731 amino acids. NCBI's taxonomy places the organism in Eukaryota, Metazoa, Mollusca, Bivalvia, Ostreida, Ostreidae. The transcript has 6 exons. The record is from RefSeq and is a predicted model, not a curated record.
UCAAAAUGGCGAUUUAUGAAACUUCGUAUUUUCCUAGGAUGUCAUACCUUGAACGUCGCUCGGCUUUUGAGGGAACGGAGUUAUUUGAUAAUGGAAUUUCAGGAAAAAAGAAUAUUUUGAACUGUUUUGUAAAAUAAAUAUGAAAUGCCAAGAUUGACGCAAACAUCAGAACGAAGAAGUUGAAUAUAAACACUGCCAGAGUCCGAUGAUUAUGCAGACCCAGCCUUUUCAACAACCGAGAGUGAGACCAUACAAGACGAGGACUUUGAACAGGAGGAGGAUGACGACAGGGAUCCAGUUGAACCAUGCAAUGCAGGGGAUGAAUCUGAAGCAGAUCAGCCAUUGUACAGCGGUGCAACAAUUACUCUUGCUGCCAGUAUGAUAUUGUUGAUUUCGUUUGCCAUGCGACAUUCCCUCACUGGAGAAGCCAUCGCUGAUCUGUUGGUCCUCUUGGAGCUUCAUUGCCUUACGCCGAAUUUGUGCAGGACAAACCUGACAUCCUUCAUGGACUUCUUUCGGAACUUUAAGUCACCCCUUGAGUUUCAUCACUAUUGUGAGCAUUGCUUCCUGUACAUGGGGAUGGAGAAGGCUGAAGUCUGUCCAAAUUGCAACAAGCCACCAAAGAAAAAUUCAGCAGCAUACUUUCUGGUCAUUCCAAUCGCUGCACAGUUAUCAAAAAUGUUUGCAGAUGGAAGUUUGGUGCAACAGAUUUGGGAACACAAGGCUUCUAGACAAGAUGAUGGAAUGCUAAAGGACAUAUGUGAUGGAAAGCUGUACAAAGAAACAUUCACGAAAGAUGGGUAUUUCACCAACAGCACAGCAGAGCACCAUGGACAACUGCAUAUAUCCUUCCAGAUGAAUACGGAUGGAGUGUCCUUGUUUCGUUCCUCGUCAUUCAGUAUUUGGCCGGUUUACCUGGUGAUCAACGAGCUCCCACCCCAUUUACGGUUUUCCAGACGUAACCGUGUUUUUGCUGGUUUGUGGUUUGGAUAUUCAAAACCCAACUUCUGCACAUUCCUAAGACCAUUCGCAGAGAGUUUGCAUCAGAUUUACAGAACAGGUCUCAAGGUGGACAAUCUGACCAUUAGAGGGAUUCUGCUGAAUGGUGUUUUUGAUGCCCCUGCUAGAUGCCUCUUCCAGAAUAUGGUCCAGUUUAAUGGAUUCAAUGGGUGUCCUUAUUGCCUUGUGCCAGGAAAGACCGUGCAGACAAGUGAAAGAGGUCACACCCUGGCUUAUCCUUUCAACUUGGACAGUACAACGGGAUUUCAUGAGCCAAGGACACACGAGUCUUUCACCAGAUGUGGAGAAGAAGCGGAGACCAACAAAACCAAUGGUGGGAAACAGUCUGCUGUGUCUGGUGUAAAGGGACUUACGUGGUUCAGCUACUUCCCACACUUCAACAUCGUAAGGGGAGUAGCCAUCGACUACAUGCACUGCGUUCUCCUUGGAGUGGUCAAGAUGCUGUUGACACUCUGGUUCGACAAGUCCCAUCGCAAUGAGCCAUACAGCAUCGCAAGUAGGAUUGGUGAAGUGGAUAGACGUCUCCUUGCAAUCAAGCCACCAAAUUUCAUCUCCAGGUUCCCUAGGUCUUUGGUUGAUGUAUCCCAUUUUAAGGCUGCAGAGCUCAAGAACUUCCUGCUGUAUUACAGUCUGCCAUGCCUGUUUGGAAUCUUGUCAGAGGAUCAGUUUCAUCAUUUUUCCCUCCUCGUAUUUACAACAUACAAGCUUCUGCAGGACAAGAUUUCAUCAAGAGAUAUUCUCCAUUGUCGACAGAUGAUGUUGGAAUUCGUGCUCAACAUUCCUGUUCUGUACCACGAGAGGUAUUCUACGUCCAACAUCCAUCUCCUCCUCCACAUAGUUGACAAAGUCGAAGAUCUUGGUCCUUUGUGGUCUUCUUCGUGCUUUUACUUCGAAGAUUUCAAUGGACAACUGAGGCGCCUUUUCCAUGGAACCCAACAUAUCCAGUGUCAAAUUGCAUUUGCUGUUGGUGUGCACCAAAGCCUUCCCCAGCUAUCGCAGAUGCUCAACCAUGGGACCAGUGAGAGGGACCUGUUUCUCCGACUGACCGAAAAAAAGUCCCAGCCUACAAGUGAAAACAUUUGUGACAGUGUUUAUGUAAUUGGAGCCUUCUACAACAGACCCUUCACUCAAGAAGAAGAAAGAGCCCUUACGCUGGCUGUUGGGAACUUUGACUCUGUGUUAUUCUUUAAACGUCUAUCGAAAGACCAUCAAAUCCUCCACAGUGCAGAGUACAAAGCCACAACAAGGAGGAACAACACAGUCGUAGGCUAUGGAGGAAACUCUUAUGGAAUUAUUCAGACUUUAGUUAAAGUGAAAAGGAACAUUGGAGAGGAUGCCGCCUAUGCAUUGAUGAGCCCCAUGGACAAAGUGAAUAUUGUUAUUGAUGGCAGACAGAGAUCAUCCCCAAACCACAUGAUUUCCCUGAAACCGUCAUUGAAUGCUGGACUGGUAGCUGUGUCAGUAGUGGACAUCACUGAUGUGUGUGUGUAUGUUCCUGUCAAUGAUGAACUUUCUUUCGUGUCCAGUGUUCCAAACCGUGUGGAAAAAGAGUAAAAAAUGACACAGUUCCAUGCUGCUUCAUUGUGUGAUUGACUGAACAUAUGAUAUUAAAUGAUUAAAAUAUUCAAGAAACUGAUUAUUAAAUCAUGUUUAAUUCCAAUAUUCAUGUUAAUAGCCAAUAUAAAAU